AUGAUCUUCAAUCAGGCCUGCGAGCAUUGUCAGCAGAAGGUACUAAGGGCCUUUGAUGAGCCCUCAGUACCAGAGAUGUUCCCUCAAGCCCGGCCAGAGCAGGGACUAUACAAUACUCUCACACCCGAUAUCUACUCGAACACAUUCCAGCCAUCUCCCGACGAGGUGUUUGAGAUGCUACAGAAUCUCGAGGCCGAAAUAGGAACUGAGAUUAUGAAGGGAAAUAUGCUCAAUGUAUUCCACGAUACUGCGGGUGAACAUUGCCCUAUGGCUUGUGAACCUGAUAUACUCUCGCCCCAGGCUAGAGCCCUACUCCACUACUUCCCUGAGCUAGAUCGUUCCAACACCACAGCUGGGGACCAGUGGAGAUGUGCACCUGCUUACGUGUCUGGUGAUUCCAUGGUACCUAAUUUUCCCUUCUCGCCUUCUUCUGUCCCCGUUCCCCCUGCGCCGUCUCCUUCAAAUCCGAGUGGGCCCCUCAGUGACUCUGGCAUGGAUUACUUGCCUCGGUUACCUGAUCCGUUCUUUUCGUUGAACAGUGAUUGCUUGCAAGAUGUUUCUGCUGGCAAGCACUCGCUUCCUCAUUCGAGGCCAACCCAGCAGACUAACGCGUUUACACAUUCCGUUUCUAGGAAUCGGCCUUACAGAAAGUUUCAGUUUGUUUUAGAGGAUAUUGGGGGAAAGGCACCGGUUUUUAUGCAAUAG
Molecule: messenger RNA, 705 nt
Organism: Penicillium pulvis
Lineage: Eukaryota; Fungi; Ascomycota; Eurotiomycetes; Eurotiales; Aspergillaceae
Exons: 2
Coding region: 1-705 (234 amino acids)
Source: RefSeq, a predicted model, not a curated record